AUGUAUCACUCGCUGCAAAUGCACUUCAGUUCCCGUUCACACUUCAACCCAUUCGCAAGUAUGUUUCUGCAGUUGGUUGGAUUUGUUCUAGCCAUCGUGUUGUCGUUAUUUGCGUGGAUCCACCGUCGUUACCACUUUUGGAAGGAUCGUUCCGUCGCCUACAUCAAGCCCCGCUUUCCGUUCGGUAACUUUGCAACGCUCGGCAAGGUCGAGCACAUUGCACCGAUCACCCAGCGGCACUACGAUCACUUCAAGCGCCAGAACGUCCCGUACGGUGGUGUGUUUAUGCUAACCUCGCCGCUGCUCUACAUCUUCGACACGAAGCUGAUCAAGCAGCUGCUGGUGAAAGACUUCCAUCACUUCCCGAACCGUGGCGUUUACUUCAACGAGCGCGAUGAUCCACUGUCCGCCCACAUGUUCGCGAUCGAGGGUCAGAAGUGGCGUACGCUACGGGCAAAACUAUCACCCACGUUCACUUCGGGCCGUAUUAAGAUGACCCUUCCGCUUAUUACGCAAGUUUGUGAACGGUUCUGUGAGCAUCUGAACCAGUCACUGCAGUCCUCUGAUGAGGUUGAAGUGCAUGAUCUUCUCUCCCGCUACACGAUCGAUGUGAUAGGGGCGUGUGCGUUCGGGAUCGAGUGUAACAGCUUCCGGGAGCCGGACAAUGAGUUCCGCCGGUACGGUAAGAUCGCGUUCGACAAGCUGCGCCAUUCGCCGCUGGUCGUGUACCUCAUGAAGGCGUUCAGGGCGCACGCGAACGCCUUGGGCAUGAAGCAGCUGCACGAUGACGUUUCUGGGUUCUUCAUGCGCGUGGUCAAGGACACGGUCGAGUAUCGCGAGCGCGAGCAGAUUGUACGGAACGACUUUAUGGAUCUGUUGCUGAAGUUGAAAAACACUGGGCGGCUUGAGGCUGACGGGGAAGAGAUUGGAAGGCUAACGUUCGAGGAGAUUGCUGCACAGGCGUUCAUUUUCUUCACCGCUGGGUAUGAUACUUCAUCAACCGCCAUGUCCUACACACUGUACGAGCUGGCGCUGAAUCCUGAGGUGCAAGAACGGGCCCGAGAGUGUGUGAAGCAGACGCUCCAGAAGUACGAUGGGAAGCUUUCCUACGAAGCUGUAUCCGAGAUGAGCUAUCUCGAGCAGUGUAUCAGUGAGACACUGCGCAAACAUCCACCGGUGGCGAUACUGGAGCGUAACGCCGAUAAUGACUACCGAUUGCCGAACAGUGGGCUGCUGCUGCGCCGUGGUCAGAAGAUUAUGAUACCGAUCUACGCGAUGCAUCACGAUCCGGCACACUUUCCCGAGCCGGAGCAGUACCGGCCGGAGCGUUUCUCGCCCGACGAGGUGGCAAGACGUGAUCCCUACUGCUAUCUACCGUUUGGAGAAGGGCCACGUGUAUGCAUUGGGAUGCGAUUCGGCUCGAUACAGGCCAAGUUGGGGUUGGCCAGUUUGUUGGAUCGGUUCCGGUUUAGCGCUUGCGACCGGACCCAGAUACCGGUACAGUACUCGAGGACCAACUUCAUUCUUGGCCCGGCGAACGGUGUUUGGUUGCGGGUGGAGGUGCUUGCGUGAUGGGCUUUAUUGCUUUCUUUUAAAGGAGAAUUGAGAAAGGAAUAAAGAAAUAAAACAACGCAUGAAGAAUGAGGCAGAACACAGAAACCUUAAGAUCAUUCAUUCU
Molecule: messenger RNA, 1678 nt
Organism: Anopheles gambiae (African malaria mosquito)
Lineage: Eukaryota; Metazoa; Arthropoda; Insecta; Diptera; Culicidae
Product: cytochrome P450 6a8
Exons: 2
Coding region: 1-1572 (523 amino acids)
Molecular function (GO): monooxygenase activity; oxidoreductase activity, acting on paired donors, with incorporation or reduction of molecular oxygen; heme binding
Source: RefSeq, a predicted model, not a curated record